AUGGCGCCGGAGACUCUCGUCGACACCAUGGAGUACUUCGCCUGCUCGCUCCUGCUCACGCUCAUCGGCCUCUUCGCCGUCGUGACUCUCUCCACCGCCCAGGUCCGAGACGUGGCGCGCAUGACGCUGCUCUCCUUCCUCCGCGUCUCGGCCUCGGCCUUCGGCUUCAUCCUCAUCGGCAUCAUUUACGUCCCCAUCCUCCUGCUGGAUCGAGCCGACGAAAACUUCAUACAGCCCAGGUUCGCGGGGAAUAUCUCGUCGACCCUCGGCCAACGGCGUGUCCGCCAUCGCAGGCAUAACAACAGUGACGUGAGCGAACUCGAGCUGGGCUCGCCAUUCAUCUCUCCCAAGCCACCUCUGCGCGGUGGCUCAUCUUGUGCGUUGGACGCUUCGGAUCUUUGCUGA
Messenger RNA from Neoarthrinium moseri, 405 nucleotides. RefSeq lists its product as uncharacterized. The record is from RefSeq and is a predicted model, not a curated record. The transcript has a single exon. NCBI's taxonomy places the organism in Eukaryota, Fungi, Ascomycota, Sordariomycetes, Amphisphaeriales, Apiosporaceae. The coding region runs from base 1 to 405 and encodes 134 amino acids.